CGGGAGCCCUUGGCCGCCUAUUCGCCUUCCAGUUGCCUCUGCGCUAUACAAACACUCAUUGGUGCCUCCGGCUCCACGCACACACAUUCUUUUACGCACACGCACGCACGCACUGAGGGUGACUUGUAGGCACCGAGAGGGAGGGAGCGAGGAGCGCGCAGAGACAGAAAGGUACACAGAGAGGAGAGGAGACGACAGAAAGUGAGAGAAGCAGAAGGAGGACGGAGCAUCUCCUGCGCACCUUCUCAUCCCUGGAAGUUGACGGAUCUCCACAGGCUGUGAACUCCUCGGAGCUCCACAGAGAUCCAAACUUCUGCAGAAGAUUUUUGACUUUCUUUUCGGUUUUUUUUAAACUUUUUUGGGGGAGUUCACAGAGACGCCACUACUGGAAGAUUUUAUUCCCUCUUAAGCCAAGAUUUUCCAUCUUUGCAGAACUUUGAAAAAAAAAAGUUCAGCUCCGCUUCACUUUUUCCACGUGUCUCCCGGCGUCUUAGUCCAACUGCAGACUUUUGCUUCAGUGAAAAAGAAAAAAAAAAAAACUUUAUAGAAUCCAUGACUGAAAAUGACAUUUCAAACACCAGGACGCUCCUCAGUCAAAAGUGAUUCCAGUCAUUUAAGACAUUAAAACUUUUUGAAGCAGGUUUAUUUUUCCACCUGCAGCAUCUCAGACUUUUAUUCCCACUUUUGAGGCAUUGAAACACAUUUUUUAUUGUUUUACAACUCAAAUUUUUAGUGGAAGAAGUCCCAGUGCGCACACUUCAUUCAUUCUCAGAGCAUCUCCAGAGCGCGCGCGCAAAAACCUGACAUCAGCCACAAAAAAGCAAAGAAACUCCAAAAGUUUUGAGCGCAUCUUUCUCCAGAUUCUUCUGCUCCAUCAUGCUGUUCGACAGCUUCGACCUGGUGUCCGCUCUGGCCACCCUGGCCGCCUGCCUGGUGUCCAUGGCGCUGCUGCUGGUGGUGUCCCAGCAGCUGUGGCAGCUCCGCUGGACCGCCACGCGAGACAAAAACUGCAAGCUGCCCAUGCCCAAAGGCUCCAUGGGCUUCCCCUUCAUCGGGGAGACCUGCCACUGGCUCCUGCAGGGUUCAAACUUCCACGCAUCGCGGAGACAAAAGUACGGCAACGUGUUCAAGACCCACCUUCUCGGCCGGCCCCUGAUUCGCGUGACGGGGGCGGAGAACGUCCGAAAAGUGCUGAUGGGCGAGCACACGCUGGUGACGGUGGACUGGCCCCAGAGCACCUCCACCCUCCUGGGGCCAAACUCUCUGGCCAACAGCAUCGGAGACAUUCACCGCAAGAGGAGAAAGGUUUUUGCCAAAGUCUUCAGCCAUGAAGCCCUGACGAUGUACCUACCCAAAAUCCAGCAGGUCAUUCAGGAGAGCCUCCGGGUGUGGAGCUCCAACCCCGACCCCAUCAAUGUCUACAGGGAGAGCCAGAAGCUGUCGUUCACCAUGGCGGUGAGGGUGCUGCUGGGUUUCAGGGUGUCAGAGGAGGAAAUGAAGCACAUGUUUUCAGCCUUCCAAGACUUUAUCAACAACCUCUUCAGCCUGCCCAUAGACCUGCCAUUUAGCGGCUUCCGGAAGGGCAUCCGUGCACGAGACAUCCUGCAGAAGAGCAUAGAGAAAGCCAUCAGGGAGAAGCCUCUGUGUUCUCAAGGAAAGGAUUACAGCGAUGCCCUGGAUGUCCUGAUGGAGAGUGCCAAAGAGAACGGCACUGAGCUCACCAUGCAGGAGCUGAAGGAAUCAACCAUUGAGCUCAUCUUUGCUGCUUUCGCCACCACCGCCAGUGCAAGCACCUCUCUCAUCAUGCAACUCCUCCAACAUCCCACUGUGCUUGAGCGCCUCAGAGAGGAACUGAGAAGCAAGGGGCUCCUCCACAAUGGCUGUCUUUGUCCUGAAGGAGAGCUAAGACUGGAGACCAUCGUCAGCUUGAAGUACCUGGACUGUGUCAUCAAGGAGGUUCUGAGACUUUUUACACCUGUGUCAGGAGCCUACAGAACCGCCAUGCAGACCUUCGAACUGGACGGAGUCCAGAUUCCAAAGGGCUGGAGUGUGAUGUACAGCAUAAGGGACACUCAUGACACAGCUGCUGUCUUCAAAGACGUUGAGGUCUUUGAUCCAGAUCGCUUCAGUCCGGAACGAGGAGAAGACAAAGAGGGCCGUUUCCACUACCUGCCGUUCGGUGGUGGUGUCAGGUCAUGUCUUGGAAAGCAGCUCGCCACCCUCUUCCUUCGCCUUCUCGCCAUCGAGCUAGCCAGUACCAGUCGCUUUGAGCUAGCCACCCGGCAGUUCCCGCGCAUGACCACAGUUCCGGUGGUUCACCCAGUCGAUGGUCUAAAGGUGAAGUUCUAUGGCCUGGACUCCAACCAGAAUGAGAUUAUGGCCAAGUCAGAAGAGCUCCUGGGAGCGACGGUCUGAGAGAUGAAGGGGCAAAUUGUGCUGGGGGGAGAGGAUGAUGAAAAUGUAUACAGAGAAGACUGAAGGAAGAAAAAAAGAAAUUUCAGAAAGAUUAUUUUCUUUGCCAAGGUGGAGUUUCCUUUGAGGCUAAAACAGAAGCAAUAGUCUACAUCUCCUGUUACAUCUUAGAAUCGGAACUUUCCUUCAAGAAAGAAAGAAGCAGCCAAAAAAAAGUUCUAUAGUAUAAUCUUUCCUGUGUAUUUUUUGAAGAAUUAUUAAAACUAAAAUACGUAAUAGAAAGUUAUGUAAUAUAAUUUGAGAGGUGAACGGGACAGUGCACAAAGGGACGUGGUAAAAUGAAGUGUUAGAGAUUAGACAAUAAAGACGGUUGCAUAAGGGGUUUCAAGAUGGAUAAAACAGGGUAUAGGUUGAAAUAAUAUAAAAUUCUAUUUUAUUUGUGUCUAAUCACAUUCUGCAGGGUAAAAGCAACAAUAUAUUCCCCGAACAUCAACAUUUAUUAAGCAUUUAGAACCAGAAACAACCAAGAAGAGAAUCCAGAUUUUGACUUGUUUCAUGCAAUCAGCGACACUAUGUAAUCGUUUUAGGUGAGUCAAGCUAAGUGAAUAGGCUACUACUAGAUAAAAUAUAAUUGCAGAAAAGUUCAAUAAGUGUGUUACCAGGAAGCCUUUAAAGGGAAUUAAAUGGACGAGUUUUUAUUAUUUUUAGGUAGUCUGUAGCUACUGCACCUCCACCUUUGUGCCAUUCAAGUCACAAACGUUUUUGACAAAAAAAAACUUUUGGGCUUUAAUUAAAGGGAGUAGAACAACUAGGGUUAAAGAAACUAGUGCUAAACUCACUAAGGUCACCAAAAACAGCUGGACAACAAUCGCAGUACUAGCAAAGGUGUUGUGUCUUUUAGUCUUCUACUACAAGGUGUGGUUUCACUAAAGGAAGAUUUAGGAGUCUUCUUGGUUUAAACUAAGGCAUGUCAAGGGUUUUAGCAUGCAACACAACAAUCUGAUUUAGAUUUAGCACACGAAAAAGAAUUAAAACUAAACAGUAGUUGGAAAGAGAACAUGCAAAAGAUAGACAAACAAGGGAGUAGUACGUAGAUACAAAAACUUUCAGGAAUAUCAUUGCCAUUUUAUUAGUUUUAUGAGUGUAAUCAUGCUUCCAUUUCUAUCAACUAAAAAAUUAAUCAAGAAAUAAAAACAAGGAAAAAAUGAUCAACUAACUGAAAAAUGUAGCAUGUUAAUGCUACAAUUAAAAUUAGGGUAAUCCUAAAGUUAGCAUUUGCAAGGUAGUAAGCUAAUGGUAAAGGUAGCAUUGGCAUAAUGAUAAAGUUAGCAUUAGAAAGAUGUCAUGCUAAUGGUAAAGUUAGCAUUAGCAAGAUACCAUGCUAAUAUCUAAUUAAUUACUAGCACUUGCAAAGUAAUGUCCUAAUACUAAAUUUAUCAUUAUCAAAAUUUACCAUUAAAAGAUAGCUAAAGUUAGCAUUAGCAUAAUGCUGAAGCAGGCAUUAGUAAGGUAGCAUGCUAAUGCUAUAGUCUGCAUUGCCAGAAGGUAGCAAGGUAAUAUGCUAAUGCUAACAUUACAUUUUGCAGAAGUCUAAAGUUGGCAUUCGCAAAUAUAACAUGCUAUUGCUAAAGUUACCAUUAACAAUUGGGUAAAGUUAGCAUUAGCAAGGUAGUACGCUAGUGUUAAGGUUAGCAUUAGCAUAAUGCUAAAGUUAGCAUUAGUAAGGUAGCAUGCUAAUGCUAAACUUUGCAUUAGCAGAACAUUAAAGUUAGCUCUAGCAAAGUAUUAUGCUAAUACUAAAGUUGCCAUUAGCAGAACACUAAAGUUAGCGUUAGCUAAGUAGUAUGCUAAUUCGACAUUUACCAUCAGCAGAAGGCUAAAGUUAGCAUUAAAAAGAUAUUAUUCUAAUGCUAAGUUUACAAUUAGCAUACUAUGUGCUAUAUUGAUCUAGUUUGGUAAAAUUAGCCUACUAAUAAAGUUCAAAUUAAAAGAUGCUAACACCAGAGGAGAUGCUGUGUACUGCGGUCCUGUAAAUUUGAGGCGGAACCAUAAUCCAGGUUUUGGACUGAAUGUUUUCUUUACAUGGCUAACCCUCAUAACAUGGAAGGUUAGUAAACUCAGGUGAAGAGUAAACAGUGAUGUGAUAACUAAGGAAGCUUCUGUGUUUUUCUAUAUAAACAUAUACGUUUCCCAGAAUACACUUCUUUCUUGCUGCAGUAAUUCAGAGCUAGACCAAUGCCUUGUUAAUCCUGAACAGAUUAAACAUUUUCUCUUCUCGAGAAGCAUCACAGAACAUCCCUGUUGGUUGUCUUAACCUGUGCUUUGUUUAUAAGCUGCACUUGCAGUACAUGAAUGCUCCUGAGUGAUGCCGCUUUGUCAUGACUUGUUGGACUAAAUCGGGAGAAUGGACAAAGGGACGGGGAGGAUAGUAGGAGACCUGCAUACAUGCUGCUUGAACACCGCCUUCCUAAUCUGUUCAUGUCUAAUGUGUGCUGUUUUCUCCUUCUCAUUGGGGACAGCUGUGUAAACUAUUCCACUAAAACGGUUUGAGCGAGAUCCAUCUUUCGGGACUAUUGCACACCGGGACUCGUUAAGUUUGUCUGACUGUCCUGUUCCCGUAAAGGAAGGCAUUAUCCGAGGAACUUUAGGGAAAUGCUCGGAUGGAGUUCUGAGGCUCUGUUCCAUGUGAUCACGAUGGACCAAUGAGAUUUCAGGGGAGGGAGGAGUCACACUCAGAGGGCUUUUUUUCCAUUGGACAAUCCUCUCGUCCAAUAGCAUUAAAGAUGGACUCCACGACACGCCUUCUUCAUUUUCUAUUGAACGCACCACUGAUUUCUUCAUUUUAAAACAUGAACUAGAUUUUGUUUUGCUGCUUUUCUUGUGUACAUUUUCUAAUUGAGAGUUCUAGAUUGUGAUGGUUUGUAUCAAGUGACGAUUCCUCUUUUUUUAUGAAUUUAUAUAUAUAUAUUAUUUAGCUAACUGAAAUAUUUGAUUUUGUGAGAGCAAAGGAGCAUGAAUAGGAUAUAGUGUAUAUUAGUUUGUAUAGUAUUACUUGGCAAGCCAUGGAGAAAUUAGCUAUUUACAUGAACUAAUAACCUAUUAUUAAUGUUAUUCUAUGAUUAAAAUGUUGUCAUAAGAAAUUCAAAAUGCUAUUUUUUAUUCUAUUACAGAUUUAGAGUUUUUAGCCUACAUGACAAGGUCUUUGUUAAAUACUGAAUGUAUUAAGAAUGUUAUGUAUUUCAGUUUAUAUUGUACACAGUGUUUAAAUUGUUAAUAUUGUCAAUUUGAUUACUGUAAUAAUAAUUUGUUUUGUUAUUCAGACUUAUUACCAUUGCAUUUUUUAUAUUAAAUAUGGAAAACAGAAAGCACUUCCAGAUAUGUUUCUUUUUUAAGUGCCACGCGACUACACUUCCUCUUUGUCUCACCUGUUGGUUUCUCGACCUGUCUUACGUCAACCUGUACAUAUGUGUUUUUACAAAUACAAAAAAUAAAUGAUCAUUUAGUUUGAAUAUAAAUGUUUUUUUUUUGAAGACUUUUAUGUGUACUCCUGUAAUAAAGUAUAAAAUGAAAAAGGA
This is a messenger RNA of Oryzias melastigma (Indian medaka), 5987 nucleotides long. It is a transcript of the gene cyp26b1, whose product is annotated as cytochrome P450 26B1. Gene Ontology annotation, biological process: sterol metabolic process. Gene Ontology annotation, molecular function: monooxygenase activity; heme binding; oxidoreductase activity, acting on paired donors, with incorporation or reduction of molecular oxygen. The transcript has 7 exons. The record is from RefSeq and is a predicted model, not a curated record. NCBI's taxonomy places the organism in Eukaryota, Metazoa, Chordata, Actinopteri, Beloniformes, Adrianichthyidae. The coding region runs from base 877 to 2415 and encodes 512 amino acids.